Molecule: messenger RNA, 298 nt
Organism: Staurois parvus
Lineage: Eukaryota; Metazoa; Chordata; Amphibia; Anura; Ranidae
Source: the annotation of a GenBank genome assembly
CAGGGGCGGAUUGACCAUUCGAGCACUCGGGCACUGCCCGAGGGCCCGGGGUCAGAAUGGGACCCCAUGAAAUGCCCCUGGUACCUUUUAUAGGCUUUUUUGGGUGUGCUUUGAGUGUGGGCAAGGACACGGGCCCCAUGAUCCCCUAUUGCCCAGGGGCCCCAUGAGUUGUCAGUCCACCCCUGUAACGUGUCAGUGUAACACUUCAAGGUACCUAUUACCUCUCAGAGAGAUCACAAUGUUCUCUAUGACAAUGCCAUCAUCUGCUUUUCUCUCCAGGAGGAAGGAGCCACCUUUG